Molecule: messenger RNA, 3346 nt
Organism: Ostrinia furnacalis (Asian corn borer)
Lineage: Eukaryota; Metazoa; Arthropoda; Insecta; Lepidoptera; Crambidae
Product: unconventional myosin-XVIIIa-like
Exons: 20
Coding region: 62-2884 (940 amino acids)
Biological process (GO): actin filament organization
Cellular component (GO): membrane; actin cytoskeleton; myosin complex
Molecular function (GO): ATP binding; microfilament motor activity; actin filament binding
Source: RefSeq, a predicted model, not a curated record
UUCACAGGCUAAAUCAGAGGAGCAGCUGGCCUGCGAAAAAGAAUGGCUGCAAACCGGCCACAUGUGGCUGGCACACCGCGGCGGUUUCACAGCGGUCGUCAGAGAGGGCGACGCAGACCCUGGCCGGGCGAAAGUCCGCGUCAUACAGACUGGGGAGGUGCUGACCGUUGAUGAAGAUGAUCUGGAGAAGGCGAACCCUCCUCAACUGGAGCGCUGCGAGGACAUUGCUUCUCUCCGCUGCCUCAACGAGUGCGGAGCACUGCACGUGCUUCGGUCCCGGUACGCGGCCGGUCUGCCACACGCUCGUGCUGGCCACGCUUUGCUAGUGCUAGGGCCUCCUAGGCGCACUGCUCCUGUGUACACCGAAAAGGUGGCAGCCAUGUUCCGCGGCUGCCGCGCCGACGACAUGCCGCCGCACGUGUUCGCCGCAGCGCAGUCUGCUCACCGCUGCAUGCUCGCUUCUAGACGGGACCGCGCCGUGGUCUUCCUUGGAAGGUCCGGCUCAGGCAAAAGCUCAGCGAUGCGGCACUGCGUGUGGUACCUGGCUACCGCGUACCCCGCGCAGAGUUCCAAACUUACUCCUGAGCGUUUCGACGCUGCCUUCGAUGUGCUGUACACCUUUGGGUCUUGUCGCACCAGUUCGAACGCGCACGCGUCGCGCUUCGUGGCGCUGACGUCACUGGACUUCGACGGCGGCGGCGCGCUUGUAUCGGCCUCGGUGCAGACACUGCUGCCCGACCUGAGGCCGGGGCAGACUCCCAUGAGGGCACUGCACGACUUAUUCCACGGCUGCGACGGCCGUCUUCGCCGCGAGCUGCUACUCGACCAAGCGCCUCUGAACGCGCCGAACCCUUUCAUCAGCUGCAGCGAGAAGGCAGACGCGCCUACUGAAUUCGCGGCGCUGAAGGAAGCGCUGCAGCUGCUGAGCGUUACCGAACAGGAGCAGCUUGCGAUCUGGAAGUUACUGGCCGCGAUAUGCCAUUUGGGAUGGGCUGGCGCUGUUAAAGCAACAACAGCAUCGGGCCUCAAGUACCAGUUUGCUAGUACCGGUUGUGGGCAGCGUGCUGCGAGACUGCUAGGCGUCGCCCCCGAAGACCUGGCGAGAUCCGUGUUCUCUGGAGCCACGCCCACUUCGCCACAGUCGGCUAACAACUUGAGAACACCAUCGCCUUCAAACGAGCGAGAGAUUUCCGGCACCGAAGCAUUGGAUGCUUUCGUCACAGGCCUUUACAAUGAAACUUUCAACAUCGUCGCCGCACUCGUUAACAGGAGUCUAUCAACGUCAGCGCGGACCAUGGCGUCUGUUCUGCUGUUAGACAGCCCUGGCGCUGACAACCCCAUGUGCGCCGGCCAGCAGAGCGGAGCGCCGCUGUCCAAACUGCUCUCCAAUUACCUGCAGGAACGCCUGCAAGCCGUAUUCCACGAUGCAAUGCUGGUUGCGCCGAGAGAGCGCUAUGCGCAGGAAGGCAUCACCCUCGACGAUGGAGCUGAAGAAGACUGGCUGUCCGAGACAGUGAACCCUGGUCCCAUGGUGGAACUCCUGGACAAGUCUCCGCAGAACACGAUCGUGCGCAGCUCGCAGGCUGACUUACGAGACUGCGACCGCCGCGGCCUCUUGUGGUUGCUGGACGAGGAGUCAAUGUACCCAGGCUCGUCCGACGACACAUUCUUGGAGCGCGUGAUGACGCACUACGGCGCGCCCAACCAGACCCAGUACCUGAUCAAGAAGGCGCCGCAUGCGAGACAGUUUGUCUUACAGCACUUACAGGGAACCAAUCCAGUUCUGUAUGACGUCACUGGCUGGGUGAAGGCAAGCCGAGAGAGUCCUGUAACCAAGAAGGCUCUCACACUCCUGCAGGAGAGUCAAAAUGAUGACGUGGGCCGCCUCUCUUCUUGGGCCCGCGGCGCGUGCGGCGCCGGCUCGUGGUCGGCGUCCGUGGGCGAUGCGUCUACGUUGCGACGCGCGUCGUCUAUCCGACGCACGCUUACUUCAGGCACAGCUGGCAUGAAGCGGCGGUCGACUGCUCUUCAAGCGAAGUUCGUGGCGGACGGCAUAGUGGAUACGUUGCGUCGAUGCGGCUCCGGCGGUGUCCAGUUUGUGUGCUGUCUGCUGACCAACCAGCCUUCGGAGAGCCCUGAUGACGUCAACGUGCCUCUCCUUCGGUCACAGUUCCGUGGAUUCCAACUGCUGGAUGCAGCGCGCUUGUACAAGCAGGGAUUCCCCGAACACAUGCCGCUUUCGGAGUUCGCUAGAAGAUAUCGGCUGCUAGCAACAUCGGAGAGCGACGAAAACGAGAACAACCAACAGAACACUUUGUCCGACCGGCAGGUGGUCGACGAUAUGCUCCUAGCUUUAGACCUGGACGUCACCAGUUACAGGCUUGGAUUGACUCAGAUUACGCCGGAGUCCCAGCAAAUGGCCCAAGCGGGUACCAGCUUGGACGUACCGUUGGAAGAGAAGAUGGCAUCUCUAGAUGUGUCAGAAUAUAUUGCUGUUGAAUUCAAGCCUUUAGGUGUUAACAAGGCCAUCGGUCGCCCGAAAAAAUCCAAACCCAGGUGGCUUUUGGAAUUUGAGUUUGACGAGGAGGUGACAAUUGUGCGGGAAUGGUGUGGUUAUCAAGGCUCGCCUCGUGUGAGCAAGAAUUAUUUACGAAAGGGUAUCCCAUGGCAUUUCUAUCCGCAUAGGCUUCCGUACUGGUGGACUGAGGAGAUCGCUGAGCUUCGAUAUGUCAGCAAUAGGUCAAGAAGAGCUUUUACUCGUAGUCGGCGGAGGAAAGUCCGCGAUUUUGCGCUCGAAGCGGAGCUGCGUGAGACUUAUAAAGCCAACAAAAAUAUCUUAAAGCGAGCUAUUUCCAAAGCUAAAAAUGAGGAUGUGGAUGUGUAGAUUUACUUUUUUUUUCAAGACUGAACAUAUUAAUGUUCUAUUGUCCUGUACGACUAUUUAGCAAUGGGUUUUCUGAUGACUACUUUAGCAUAAUGACAUCAACAGCUUGUUAAGAAUGUGGUGAAAACCCGAAAUUAAGGGUCUAGAGAGAGAAGAUAAAUUAAUGGGAUGGCUAAAUACGGAUUCCUGGUAUAUUUUUCGGGUAAGAUCCACCAGCCAUUUCUACCAAGUGGACCAAAGUAUUGAUAAAAAGUGUACCGCUUAUAACCCUAUUGUCAUCUAGUUAACAGUUAGAGAUGUCAAAACUGGAACAUCUCAAAUUGGUUGAAGAAUGAAAGCAAAACUGUGAAGUGACCUGAAGGUGCCUGAAGUGUCGAUUUUCUCUAUGUUUCGCUAAUAAGAGAGAUCAAAAUUCCAACCAAUAUGUAUACCAUGGAACCGGCUUGGAACUAUACCAUCGCA